Prorocentrum cordatum is the source of this 579-nucleotide messenger RNA. The record is from the annotation of a GenBank genome assembly. NCBI's taxonomy places the organism in Eukaryota, Dinophyceae, Prorocentrales, Prorocentraceae.
CAGAGGGGGCUGCCGCGGGCGGGCCCCGGGCGGGCGGCAGAUGGCGGCACCGCUCGGUCGGCGCGCGGCGCCGUCGGCCGCCGGGGCCGGGCUCGGGCGGCGGAUGCGGCUGCCCCCGGAGGCCGCGGGCGCGCCGCGCGGCCUGUGCCGCGUGGCGCCGCGGAGGCGCGGCUGCAGUUCCUCCGCCAGGCCGCUGGACGAGUCUGUGGUGCAGGCUGGGUAGUCCCGCGGCGCAGGCCCUGCUGGACGCGGAGAUUAUGCACUUCGCAAGGGCGAAGCUCCACCCGAUCACCCUGCGGGACAUCCUCGGGCAGAAGGACGUGGCUGGAUUUCGCGAGUUUCUCCUGGAGGAGCUGCCGAUCCGCUACGCGAGGAGGCUGCAUCUGCUCGAGGCGCGUGGCACCCAAGGACUUCCCGCACCUGAAGGUCAUCCGGUCCCUCUACGCCGACGCGUUCCGGCGACUGCGCGUGAUCCCGCUUGCGGACGAGGAGCGAUUCAGGGCGACGCUCGGCAACAUCAAGAGGAGAAACUCCAACAUGUUGCCUCACGUUGUCAGGGGGACGCGCGCCAUGAAGAAG